Messenger RNA from Gastrolobium bilobum, 822 nucleotides. RefSeq lists its product as uncharacterized. NCBI's taxonomy places the organism in Eukaryota, Viridiplantae, Streptophyta, Magnoliopsida, Fabales, Fabaceae. The record is from RefSeq and is a predicted model, not a curated record. The transcript has a single exon. The coding region runs from base 1 to 822 and encodes 273 amino acids.
AUGAAAGUGCUUCUAAUACUGCGAAUCAAAGGAAUACAGAUCAAAAUCCUGUUCAAGAAUUUUUCAGAUCAGGACUUCCUUCAUCCAAAUGAGAAUCUGUCUCUCAUACUUGUGUCCACGCCUAUGAACGGUAAGAACUACCACGGAUGGGCCAGAGCCAUGACUAUGGCCUUGAUUUCUAAGAAUAAACUUGCUUUUGUAAAUGGUUCAAUUUCUGUUCCAGAAAUUUCUGAUCAGCGUUAUGCUGCUUGGGAGAGAUGCAACACCAAGGUACUGUCAUGGCUGCAUCGAUCCAUUACUGACUUUAUUUCUCAUUCGAUGCUAUGGAUGGAUAGGGUUGUUGAUGUAUGGAAAGACCUCAAGGAGAGGUUUUCUCAAUCAUAUAUAUUUCGAAUUUCUGACUUACAUGAUGAGUUUUUUCGUCUUCAUCAAGGAGACAAAUCAAUAUCAGAUUAUUACACUCAACUCAAGAUCCUUUGGGAUGAGUUGGAGAAUUUGCAACCAACACCUUCAUGUAAGUGCAUUCGCCCAUGCUGCACUAUUGCAUCACAAGUGAGGAAUAUCAAGGAUAGGGACUAUUCAAUUUGGUUCCUCAAAGGGCGCAAUGAGCAGUAUUCUCAUGUGAGAUCCCAAAUCAUGCUUCUGGAUCCUCUUCCAUCGAUAAAUUGUGUGUUUUCACUGGUCACUCAACAGGAGAGACAAAUGUAUAUUGAAGGCAUGAUGCCUAAUUCUGUAGAUGGAGCUUCCAAUGUGUUUUACAACUCUUCUGCAAAGCAUAUGAUGGCAAGAGGAGGUUGUUUCAAUGCUAGAGGAAGAGGAUGA